Molecule: messenger RNA, 8157 nt
Organism: Colossoma macropomum (tambaqui)
Lineage: Eukaryota; Metazoa; Chordata; Actinopteri; Characiformes; Serrasalmidae
Gene: ocrl
Product: OCRL inositol polyphosphate-5-phosphatase
Exons: 24
Coding region: 593-3511 (972 amino acids)
Biological process (GO): phosphatidylinositol dephosphorylation; signal transduction
Cellular component (GO): cytoplasm; membrane
Molecular function (GO): phosphatidylinositol-4,5-bisphosphate 5-phosphatase activity; inositol phosphate phosphatase activity
Source: RefSeq, a predicted model, not a curated record
AUUUAACGCUAAACGUGUAGCUACAUUGUCGUCAGCUCGCAGGCUGGCGACACGGAUAGCCAGGCAGUGAAACGUGCCUGAAAACAGCCGUUAACUGUCAAGUGGAAGGUUGUCAUCGACAGUGCUGCUCGUAAAUCGUGAGAGACUGAGUGAGUUCUGCUUCCUCCUAACGUUACUCCCGAGCGGAGCGGGGCUCUCUCGCUCUCCGUCUGGCAUUUUCUUGUCGGGCUGUUCGGACUUCUUGCCGCUCUCUGUUCUCAGCCGGUCCGUGUACAGACUCGCCGUUAACGACGAAAUUAACAAAAGUGCGUUUUAUCGAUGACCUUUGAGAAAUGAAGGACUCUUCUCGGGUCAGGUUACCUUAGAGACUGGUUUUCCAGUUAGCUGGCUAACUAGCUCCCUCCUAAAGCUUCUCACUGAGCCGGUAUCCACAGCAGAAGGCCGACACGGGUGAACAUUCCUAGGUGGGGACUGGACUGGACUGGACGGAAGGAGAAAACAUUUGGAGAAAUAUUUCGCCACAUACUCAGCCUGAUCGUGUAGCUAGCGUGGAGUAAGUUAUAUGGCGAAAAGCUAACCGGCUACCUAAACUAUGGAUCCUUCUCUCGGACUCUGUGAGGAGAAAUGCCUGUCAACGGUGAAGGGGCAUGAGCUGAGGGCUGGCCAGCGAGAACCUAGACUCCUCUCUUUACUGGAGCGUUCAGGACAGUUUACGUUGGGAGUUUUGGCAAACCCUGAGGCAGUUGUGUCCAGUCCAGUGCCACAGUUGUCCAUACCUAUCACUAGCCACUUUCAGAUAGUACGAGAAGCUGAGGAGGCUCUUCUUAUAGACAUCUCAAUAAGCACGACGCUGAGGAUCCGUAUUCGAGGGGAGCGGACUCCGGAGCUGCUGCUGGAGCUGCAGGAUGAUGAUCGAACUCAGACAUUUCUCCAGCAGGUGAAGAAGGCCAAGCAGCAAGUUGAAGGAAGAAGUUCACUACCCAGGAAGAUGGAGCCUGUUGUUCCUGCCCCUAUCAAACCUUCUGUCCCAGUCCCGCCUCUGAGAGGAACCUCUAAACCACCAGUCACUGCUUCUAAGAACUUGUUACAAGGCAGCACCAACAACAGCAAUACAGGAAAGCCUUUAAAUUAUGUAGAUCCUGCAGUCUCACUGGUGACAGAUUUUGGUUUUGAGGAGAAUUUCAACCAUGCUUUAAAAGUGGAGGAGAAGAAGAACCAGCAAAACCGGAUAGUUGCCCAGAGGGAGCCUCCUCCUGUACCUCCCCUUCCUCCUCGAAAAGGUUCCCACACGCCCCCUGCUGUUCCAGUAGCUGGCCCACCUCCCAAAGAUAGACCUCCUCCUAUGCAAAUUGGCACACCGGUUAGACAAGAGUAUAGUCACUCUUCAGAACGAUCUAGCUCUUGGUCUGACAGCCCAACCACGCACAGCAUGAGGCAGGCCAUGCUCAGCAGCCAGUCAGGCCUGAGAGAGGGCCUUCUCAAAUAUCGCUUAGGCAAAAAGGAGAAGGAGUUUGUGGAUAUCCACAACUUUAGAUUCUUUGCAGGCACAUGGAAUGUGAAUGGUCAGUCCCCUGAUAGCAGUUUGAAUCCCUGGUUGUGUUGUGACCCUGAUCCCCCUGAUGUGUACGCACUGGGGUUUCAAGAAUUGGAUUUGAGCACAGAGGCCUUUUUUUACAUGGACUCAUCCAAAGAGCAGCUGUGGGUCGAUGCAGUGGAACGAAGCCUUCAUCCCAAAGCCAAGUAUAAACGGGUACGCAUUAUACGGUUAGUGGGUAUGAUGCUGGUGGUGUUUGUCAAAAAGGAGCACAGGAACCAUAUCAGAGAUGUCUCUGCUGAAACUGUGGGAACUGGCCUCAUGAAUAAAAUGGGCAAUAAAGGAGGCGUGGCAGUGCGGUUUGUAUUCCACAACACCAGCUUCUGCAUUGUGAACUCUCACCUUGCGGCCCAUGUGGAGGACUUUGAGCGGCGGAACCAGGACUACAAGGACAUUUGUGCCCGCAUGAGCUUUCACCUCAUGGAGCACCCACACCUCAAUAUAGUGAAACAUGAUGUGGUGAUUUGGCUGGGAGAUCUAAACUACAGACUGUUUUUAUAUGAUGCAGCUGAAGUGAAGAGACUCAUUGCUGAUAAUGAGCUGCGGAGGCUCCAGGAGUAUGAUCAGCUAAACAUUCAAAGGCACACUAAGCGAGCCUUCACUGACUUCAUGGAGGGAGAAAUCACUUUUAUCCCCACUUACAAAUAUGAUGCAAAAUCGGACCGAUGGGAUUCAAGUGGGAAGUGCCGAGUUCCAGCCUGGUGUGACCGUGUCCUGUGGAGAGGUAGUAAUGUUAAGCAGCUGCACUACCGGAGCCAUAUGGAGCUGCAGACCAGUGACCACAAACCUGUCAGUGCCCUCUUUAGCAUUGGGGUGAAGAUGGUGAAUGAACAGCGCUAUAAGAAGGUGUUUGAGGAGAUAGUACGUGACAUGGAUAGGAUGGAGAAUGACUUCCUGCCCUCUUUGGCAUUGACUCGAAGGGAGUUCACCUUUGAGAAUGUAAAGUUUCGUCAGCUGCAGAGGCAGAGUUUUCUCAUCACUAAUGAUGGCCAGGUACCCUGUACUUUCGCCUUCAUCCCCAAACUCACAGACUCCCAGUAUUGCAAACCCUGGUUACGAGCUGAGCCCAGUGAAGGCCUCUUGGAUCCUAAUGAGACCAUGGAGAUUGCCCUGGAGGUAUAUGUGAGUAAAGACUCUGUAACUUUGCUCAACUCUGGAGAGGAUAAAAUUGAAGACAUUCUAGUGUUGCACCUGGACAGAGGGAAAGACUACUUCAUCACUGUGUCUGGGAACUACUUGCCCAGCUGUUUUGGUACAUCUUUGGAGACCCUGUGCCGUAUGAAGAAGCCCAUCCGUGAAAUUCCUAUCACCAAACUCGUCGACUUGGGAGAAGAUAGCUACAUGGAAAAGGAAAAAUCCAGAAUGAACUUCCUACUGGAAAGCACUACCACAGAAGACAAACCCUUAAAAAUCCCAAAGGAGAUCUGGCUACUGGUUAACCAUCUUUUUACCAAGGCCUGUCAGCAGGAGGAGCUUUUCCAGACCCCUGGCCUGCAAGAUGAGCUGCAGUGUAUCAUUGACUGUCUGGAUACCAGUAUUCCUGACUUCAUCCCUGGCUGUAACCAUUCAGUGGCUGAGGCACUGUUGAUCUUCUUGGAGGCUCUGCCUGAGCCUGUGGUGUGUUACGAGCUCUACCAACGAUGUCUCGAAUGCUCACAUGACAGCCGCCUCUGUAAACAGUUAAUAUCUCAGCUCCCCCGAGCUCACCGCAACGUAUUCCGCUACUUGUUGGCUUUCCUCAGAGAACUGCUCAAGUACUCAAUCGACAACAACCUCACUGCCAAUCUCCUAGCUACCCUCUUUGCAAGCCUUCUCAUCCGGCCACCACCUAACCUAACUGGGAGGCAGACAUCCAACGAUCGGCAGAGAGCCAAUGACUUCAUUCUAGGGUUCCUAAUGGGCAGUGAUGAGGACUGAGGAGCCUUUCAGAGAUGAUGGGUCAUACAUCCCUCCAGGCAUAGGCGGUGACCCGUGGAAGCCAGAGAGUUUAGGUGUGUGUGUGUGUGUGUGUGUGUGUGUGUGUGUGUCUGCCUGCCUGUGUGAGUGGCUUAACUUACUAGAUAUCAAUGGACCCACCCUGCACUACAAUGGCUGAUGGGAUAGCAAGAUGACGGCAUUGCAUUGAGCCUCCUUUUGCACAGACACUGCAUGUUGGCUCUGGUGUGCUGUACGUCUCCAUUGCUGGAAUCGUGAGGUUUUAGCCUGGACUAGUCCAGCUCUGAGAGCUUUAAUGGCUUUGUGGUUAGCCUGGCCAUGAGACAUUUAAAAAAAAGUUUUUCCGCACUUUUUGACCUCUGGUGGGAUGUUUCAAUGCCAAAACCAAAAACUGUUCACUUGACUGAGGUGUAAGUGGGAUGGAUGGAUAUAUAUAAAUAAUGUAUGCGGUCACAUGCACCUGCAAACAGAAAAUGACUUGUACACUAAGAAAGAGCAGUGUUUGACUGCUGUGUUCGUUCUGAAUGCUUUCUCCAAUUGAAAAGUCAUAGCUCAAGGCACCUUUCAUUCUUUCUCACAGCCCAAGCAGUGUGAGAGACCAUGUAACUGUACAAAGACUGUCCUGCUCCAUGUGACAUCAGUGGGUCAGGUGAUGUUGUGAUUCUUGAAAGGUGACUUAGACAAUCGAUUACCUUUUGGAGGAGAGCUUUCUGUGAGUGUACCUGAAUCAUGGUUGUGUGUGUCUGUUGUAGUGUAAUAUUGUUAUUUAUAUAUUUUUGUGUUCUCUCACAUCUGUCAUUUUCUUGAUCUUUCUGCUUUGGGAACUCUCAGAGCUCGGUCAGAGCUCCUUCAAUAAGAUGCAUUGGAAUUUGCUUUUGGAUCAAAGAUGACUCUAAAACGUUUGUUCUGGUUUAGACUGUUUAACUGGCGAAACCUCCAUCAUGCUGUAGCUACUUCAUAAUAUUUCUUCUGUGUUCUGACCAAUGCUGUUAAAGUAAUACGCCUGCAUUUUUCAGUCUAAUGCUGCUGCAUCUGUAGCAUACAGUUGGUGAACCAUGAACAAUAAUUCUGAUUAGGGAUGCACUGAUACCACUUUUUUCCAUUACCAAUAAUGAUGACCAUACCUCAUCCUCGAAUAUCUGUUGAUACUGAGUGCCGCUACUGAUACAAACCCAGUCUAAGCUGACUACUCAGUAAUUGUGCGAUUUAGGCAAAAUAUCGAAUUGCAUUUUUUUUCUGACCAGUAUUUUGAUUGCAAUUUGACUUGCGAUUAUUUUCUAUUGAGUUCCAGGCAUUGAUUUUGGCAAAAGCGACCAGUGUGCCAGUUUUUGUGACUUGAGGCUUGAACACUGAAUGUAGUGUGUCAGAGUGGCAGUUGAUUGUGGUUGUGUUGUGCACAGCACAUGGGUGUUCUGGUUGGGUACGAUUGCUCUAACACAUCUAGAGAUGGUGCACAAGCUCUGAGUUAUUUGUUUACAAUUCCCCACUUAGUUUGUUAAAACAAUGUUCUUGAUAAAUGUAGGCUAUAACAAAAUUGCAGAUCUUGGGAUUUUAGAAUUACCUUCUUUAAAAUUGCAUAUUUGAUAAAAACAUUUCAGCCUCCAUCGAUACAUACACAUCAAUGCUGAAAUUUCUACUUUUUAAUGAAAUAGUUUAUUUUGACCAAAGCAUUGAAUAAAACAUGCUAGGCUCGAAUGAGUGGCAUUUACUGGUUGGAAAACUUGGCAUUUGAAUGGUUUCUGAGCCUCUCUUCAACAUUCUGGCAUUACAGUUCUUGCAGUGAUUAUCAAUACUGCUUGUCUCAAACAUGAAAUAAUCCCUCAAAGACACAUUGCUGACUUCAAGUACUUUAUUGCUGAUACCGAUACUGUAUUCAAGUGUCAGUAUUGAGCUGAUAGCGAUACAGUAUUUGUAUCGGUACAGCACUAAUUUUAAUGCAUUUCUUUAUGCGUAGGAGAAAAACUCUGAAACAUUGACUCGAAUCACAUGUACUGGAAUGUACUUUUAUAGUGUUUGUGAUGAUCAACUAUAGCCUACAUUUGCGGCAGAGAUUAGGUUGAAAAACACUUGACUCUUUUAGGCAUUGUGACGGUGAGCCUGUUUCAACAGAAAUCAUUACAGUCCAGAAAACUAUGGGGUUUGUCUGUUUUAAGUCUACUAAGCUCAACAUGUUUCCAGUGGUUUACUCUGUAACCAGGUGUGCCCUCUGCUUUUCAGAGAGUGUCAUACCUCAUUGAUAUCUUACCUGAUGUAAAUGUGUUGUCCUGUACCUACUGACUGUUUUAAUGUACUGUCUUGUGUGUUAAUGUUGAUGCAAAAUGUGUCCUCCCAUGCAUUACUAUGAGUGCAGUUACAUAUAUUAUGGCUGCUGUACACUCAGCACCCACUCACAUGAACCUUAAGGGAGAGUUCCAUUUGUUUUUUUGUUUUUUGUUUUUUGCCCCCCGCCCCCCCAACUGCUUUUAAUUACCCAGGAUGGUGCUAACAGGUGGUUUUUAGGUGCACUGCCUGAAGAUUUAGAUCUAUAGUACACUAAUCAGCAUAAGCUACCCCUUCAAAGAAGCUCCAUUUCUGUAGUCCCGUCUGUAAUAGUCAUUUUAAGACGUACUGUAUAGUGCAGUAUAGUGGGUCACUUACAGAAGUUGUCACAAGAAUUGCAAAUGUUCCAUGAUGUCGUUGACCUAAAACACAUCAGGGUUUUACUGGUUAGAGCCCAGGUAUGUUGUGAAGGUGAGAAAAGUUGGAAUUCCCGUUUUUACUUGACUCUCUGUACAGUCUUUGUGUCAUUGGUUCUGUUGGGAGUUUGUGUUGCUGCUUGUAUGUCUUUUUCUUUUUCGGUGGCAAGAUUGCAGUAUGUAAUUGUGUAAGCAAGUGAAACCAUCUUCAAACAAGCCAAUAUAUGUCAUUUUUUUAUAUUUUGAAAUUGUUGUAGGAAUAAGAUUAUUUAACCUGUUUUUAUCUAGUGAAAGUGUUUUGUUCUGUUGGCAGAUAAUUUUACUUGUUUUGAGAAAUAGUGCAGGUCAUUUUGCUUAUUUAAAGAAAUAAUAUUUGAUAAAAUAGUGCAAUUAUCUGCCAAUGAAAUAAAAACAAGUAUAAACAAGUAAAACAUUGUUAAGGAAUAGGUUAAAUAAUCUUCUGCCAGAAGAUUAACUUUAAAAGUGAAUUUCCUCAGAUUUUAUUUAAAAAUUUCUCCAUAAUUUAAUUGUUUAGAUGUAAAUUAGGUUUAGAGUUGCUCCGUUCUAGAAAAACCUACCAAGUCAGUAUUGUUCACAGUGGUUGUGAUAAGAACCAGACGUCUAAAGAGUUUAAAACCUCUGAAUUCAACCUCACAGAAGCGGUCACAUGAAAUUAUUAUGAAUACACUGCCAGAUGCCUGAGAUAUUGAUUUACAGUAGUUUUGUCAUAAGGUUUUGAGGAACAUGCAAAGCAGUGUAAGGCUUAUUUUUUGAGUGUCCAGUACUUUACAGUUAUUCACAUUAUAUACAAAACCACAUUAGAGCCGUGUAGGUUCACUGGUGGGUUUGGAUAGUAAAUAAAACUGCUAUUUGCAUUGUGAACAUUGUGAACUCUGGUUCCUAUCACUAUCACUAAAAGAUAUAUAAAUUGGUAAGUUUCUCUACUAUUUCACAUUAAAUCUCUCUGAAUGGCUUUACUGACAUCUCAAUGACUGAAUUGUGCAGAUAUUUGGGGAAAAAAAGUAUAGUAUAGUAUAAGUAUAUCCCAUUCAUGGUGUGUCAGAUGUAUUUGCACAGGAAACUGAGUCAAUGUUCUAAUGGUUACUGGAAAGGUUUUACUGAUAUCAGGAAAAAGCCGGUGUGAUGUAAAAUCACAUCAAUUGUUUCCACUGUUCAGUGGAAAACUCCCUCAAAGUCUUAAAACAACAUGUUUGUUUGCGCAGAGACGUGCUGAAAAUAGCAUGGAAAAAGACAAGAAAAAGAUCCUCAGCACAUCCUCACUUCAAGUUCAGUAUGCAUUGUUUUCUCUUUGAAAGCUCUUAACAUGACAUGUUGUCAACCUCGAAAACGACCACGGCCUUCUGCCACUGGACGCUACUGCUUUUCUGCUCGCCUACUGUACAACUGCCUCGGGCUCAGCCCUGCCGAUCUCUGCUGUGCCUGACCUCUUAACCACGUCUGCUGUUCUUACAAGCCUGCGUCUGUCGCUAGGUUUAGUCACCUGCUGAGCCAGCCUGCUUGUUUUGUAACUUCCUCUAAGGCAGAGGCCAUAAGUAGAUUCCUGAAAAGGGCCUGGCAGUAGACCGCUGCUUUACUCGAAGCUUAAAGCACUUGCUCAGCAUAGCCAGUGUGUGACGUCUCUGGAAGGAAUGAGCUCCAUUGGCUCGAGUCAGUGGAACCGAGGUUCCAAACAAACUUCUCAUUCACAAGGCUUUUUGGGUCUAUGUGGCCACCAUUCCCACUCUACACGCUCUCUGGGAGAUUUUAAUUGGAGGAUGACUCACUUGCGUUGUCUUGUACCUUCUUUUCUGUUAUUGUGUUUUUAUGUUUGUUUCUACAAAAGUCUGUCUUUCAUGGUACAUAUGCAACUGAAUACUUGCACAUCUGUCAUUUUUCUCCUUUUUUUUUGGUACUUUUAACUUAUUUAAUGGAAAUAAAACUAUAAAAUCUUAA